ACCCAACCUGUUCACUUGAAAAUGUAGAUCACACUGCCACUUACUAUUUUGCUAUUUAUGGGACUCUCAGUAAUUAUUUGUGAUAUAUAGGUCUAUAGCCCACAGUUACAUGGGACUUUCUUUUUAUUUUUAUUUUUUUCCCCUGAAAGCAUUUCAAAAAGUAAUUUUUUAGAAAAGAAGUAUGUUUAGAUUAAUUCUUUCCCAGUCUUGUUUCUAAUGGGUAACUAAGCGUUGUCUUCAUUAUAUACUAUCUUUAACAACAGUGCCUUUGCCCAGCUCAAAGAUAAAGGAUUUGAGCAAUACAAAGUGUUGGACAUUAAGAAGCAGUUCCCUGAGCAUAAUCAAAAUGCUAAAAUUAUAAAAAGAACAAAUCUGUUUACUUAUAUGGGGUACGUAAUCUAAUUGGUGGUAUGUUAGAGCAAAUGGGUAUAUAGCAAGUUGUGGUAUAAACUGGUUUCAUGUAACGUCUGGAAUUUAAGACAAAAUUGGGCCCUCUAGCUCAGGGGUUACACCAUAGAGUAGAGCUUCUUAAGCUGGCUUCCUUAUAUGCUCAUUCAUUCAUUCACUUAAUUCUGCAAGUACUUUCUAGAAGGUCAGAGAGCAGUCCAUUGUGUGACAGGGCCACCUUGCAAGUGUUUUUGAACUUUCUGUGUACCAGGCACUCUGUGUAGUGCUGUGUAUACAGGAAUGAAAAAGAUGUAGUCUCUAAUCUUAUAGAUGUGUGCUUUCUCGUUAGUUUUCUACCCCGAGUACUUAAAGUAAAAAGGAUGAAGAUUUUAUCAAAGAAAGAUAUGGGAUCAUGGUCUUUCCCUAAAUUUUCUAUUCUAUGUUGGCUUUUAUUUUUUUUUGGAGUCUUUUUAAUCCAAAAGCAAGCUUGCUGACCCUCAAAAAUGAAUGUAUUUCUGUUUCUAGUUGUAACUAAUCACCCAGUCAUAAAAAUUAGGUGUUCUCUAGUCUAGUCUCUUUUAUGUAGCUCUCCCAUCCAGGCAGUCCAUAAGGCAAAACUUCCUCUGCAUUUGGUCACCUCUUCAGUUCUGGCUGCCAUUUUCCUUUCUUAGACCUUGUCAACUUCUGGUUGUCUUACUGUCAUAACUGGUGCGUCCUCCUUCACUUUUUCCUAAGCUCUGGCAUAUUCUAAAUAUGAAAACCAGGUUAAUCAUCUGAAAACACAACUUUGAUUUUUAGUGGUUCUCCAUUGUGUCCUGAGUAAAGACCAGACUUUUUAGCUUGGCUUACGAGAUCUGUGAUCUGGCCUCUUCAGUCUUAUUAGCUCAGGCUUCUCUCUCAUGUUCAGAUGUGUUUAUUCCAGCUAACCUGAACUCUUAAUGCACCUACAUGCUCACUGUUUGUUCCUCCUUCUGAGUCUGCUCACCUGGUCCUGUAUGUUUAGAAUGCCCAGCCUCUCCAUGUCUGCCUGUUAAAGGCCUUCCUAUUAAGUUCCAUUUUAAGCCUUCCUGGCAGUGAUAGUCUAUGUUAUAGUAAUCUCAUUUUAAGUUGUAUUUUUCUGAUUAUUACUGAAGUUGAAUUUUUUUUUUUUUUUUUUUUUAAAUUCUUGGCUAUUUGGACCUCCUCUUUGUACUUAACAGCAUUUAAUACAGUCUGUGUUGUGGUGAAGUUAUUUGUGUAUAUAUUUUAUAUUCUACGUGAUCCCUUAGGUGGGAAACAUGUUUUAUGCUUAUGUUGCUGCUGCAGCUGCUAUUACCACUUCUACUACUAUCUUAUAACUGCUUAACAUUUCACAGUUCACAGAGAACUUUCAUGUAAGUAAACAUUCCCCUAAAUGAAACACAGAAAACAGUCUUGAUUCCUGUUCUGUGGAGUAUAUGUAGGGCAUGCUGGGAGAUAAAAUGGUAUUAGAAACUUCCCUAUCUCUAGUUGCUAAAAAUCUAGUAGUAAAAAUAGGAAGACAUGUAAAUUAUUAACUAAAUGCUAAGAUAAAGAACAGACCCUAUUUAAAAUUGCAAUUCCCUCAGCACUCCUUCUUUGCUUUAUUUUUCUCCAUAACACUUAACACCACCUACCAUUGAUUGACUGCCUUUUUCUCCCAGCUCUAAUGUAAGCUCCGCAAGGGCAAUAUAGUUUGUCCCUUUUGUUUGCCACUGUGAUCCAGUUCUUAGAACAGUGUUCAGUAGGCGCUCAAUAACAUUUAAAUUUUUUUUGAAAAAAAAGGUAAGCGCCAUGCAUUGUACAAAAUGCUGUAGGAAUUCUGUAGUCCUCAGGAAUACCACACAAAGGGCAGCGUGAGACUGCAUCUAGACAGAUACAAAAAUUUGGGUGGGCAAUGGCAACUAGAGUAUCUUGCUAGAGCUGCAAAUAUACUUCUAGAAAUUGAACCAAGGUUAUGGAUUCUGUUUUAACAGCGGUUUUCAGAACAAUGGAGGGAACAGUCCUUAAAUUCUUUAGGUCAGCUCCUAUCUUCAGUUUUCAAGUCUGGACACUAUCCUUUGAGGGAGGUAGUGACAAAGCAAGAAGGUAAAGCACUUGGAAAAUACAGUAAGUGAACUAUGGUUCAAAAGGAAACAAAAGGGAAAAACUCAAGAGAGAAGGGAGGAAGAGGGAAGAUGCAGAGGAACAUGAGAACAAGCUUCGUAUACUCAAGGAAUAUAUUUGUUCAGUGUUUAAAGCCAAUCAUUUUCCUCAUCUCUGUGGUACUUUAUAGACUGUUGAAAUUUAGUAGUUAAUAAUUUGCUAUCUUGUUUGAGUAGUUUCACUAUUAAAAAUCUCAUGGCCUCUGCAAAAUUAUAAUCUUGAGAAUAAUCUAUACUCAUUUUGGUCCUUUAUAUAACAUCAAGCUCAUUGUGGCAUAUGCUAAUUUCUUAGGACUCACCUGAUUUUAAAAAUGUGUUUGGCUGGAUAAAUUCCAAAUUUGUAACCAGAAGCAAUUGCCUGCACUUCGGAUUUCUCUAACCUGAGAAAAAAUAAGGUUGAACAAUGUUUAAAACGUUUGAAAAACAUGAAUUUGGCAGGUUCAAUUCAAGACCUGUUUGAGUUGUUUUUUCCCAGUAAAAAUCAGCCUGUAAAUACCAGUGUCGUCCCCGGUCAGCCAGUGGUGGAGUUGGUGUUGAUGAAGGUUUUGGGAGCCUGCAAGUUGUUGCUUCGCUUAUUGGACUGCUGCUGCAAAACAUUUCUCUGGACUGUGAAACAUCUAGGUUUGCAAGAGUUCAUUAUUUUAAACCUUGUGAUAGUGGGGCUGGUGAGCAGGUUAUGGGUUCUCUAUAAAGGUGUUUUUAAAAGGUUGAUUUUGUUCUACGAGACUUUGUUUGGAUUGCUUCAAGAAGUCUCUAGGAUUCAACCAAUGCCUUACUUCAAAGAUUUUACCUUUCCUUCUGAUAUCACUGAAUUUUUAGGACAGCCAUUUUUUGAAGUCUUUAAGAAAGAAAUACCUACAGCUUUUGCAGCUAGAGGAAUAACUAAAUGGCUAAAUAAGCUGUUUUUAAUAAGCGAGCAGUCACCAAAGGCCAUUGAAGAAACCUUACUUGGAAUUUCCAAAAAUGAUGAACAAAUGAAGAUAAAUACACAGAAUAAUGAGGAUCUUGGACAGCCAGUAAAGAAGAAGAAAGUUUUCAAAGAAAAGUCAUCAGAAUUUGAUGUGAGGGCUUUCUGCAACCAGCUGAAACACAAAGCUACACAGACCAGCUUUGAUUUUAAACUAAAGACAACCAAGCAUUCUUCUCAGAAAGUGAUAGCAACUCCUCAAGCCAGACGUUUUGUGCAAAGAUUCCGAGAGGCUGAGUCUUUUACACAACUUUCUGAAGAAAUCCAAAUGGCAGUUGUAUGGUGCAGGAGCAGAAAACUCAAGGCUCAGGCCAUUUUUCUGUGUAACAAACUUCUUAAAAGCAACCGGCUUAAACAUCUGGAAGCUCAAGGUACUAGUUUGCCGAAGAAACUAGACUGCAUAAAAACGUCUAUUUGCAACUGCCUUCUUCGUGGCUUAGGUAUUAAAACUUCAAAGCAUCAUCUGAGACAGAGAAGAUCACAGAAUAAAUUUUUACGGAGACAAAGGAAACCACAGAGAAAGCUGCAGUCGACUCUUUUAAGGAAAAUUCAGCAAUUCUCUCAAGGGACUCAGAAUGUUGCUGCAGAUACUGGUGCUAAGUGGAGACUCGCACACUGUACUGUGCAUAGAACUCAUCUCUACCCUAAGAGUAAGCAAUUCUUGAGUAGUGGAGUUUCAAUGACUGUCAUGCAAACUAAGGAGAAAAUGAUUCAUGAAAAUCUUAGAGGCAUCCAUGAAAAUGAAACUGAUUCGUACACAGUGAUGCAGAGAAAUAAAAACAGUACAUCAGGAACUAUUAAGGAGACAGAUGACAUUGAUGAUAUUUUUGCUUUAAUGGGAGUUUAGAUGUUCGUACAUGAGACUUAAUAAGUGAUUACCAAGGCUAGUUCAGUAUUCUGUUUUAAGUGGAACUGCUGAGAUCUGGAAGUACCACCUGGACUCACAGAGGAGCUGCUUUAGUGCAGCAUUGCAGAGGAAUUCAUUCCAUUUUAGUUAGGUUUACAUUUAAAGUAGCACCAUGCCAUUCAUCAACAAGUACUUCUUUUUGGCUUCAACCACAUGCCAGGUGUUAAGAUGAAAAGUCUGCCACAGCCUGCCUUUGAGAACCAGAUGUAAUUCCUUGAGUGAGGCUAGUAAGUCUCUGAGACAUUGAAUAAUUUGACUUACCAGUUUAAUAACCAUUUGCAAAAACCAUUGUGCCUUGAGGUAGAUGAGGAGUAGCAAGGAAACACCUGAAAGGUCAUUUUGGCCUCAUUAGCUCCAUUGUAGGUAGGUCUGCCUCUUAAUACUAAAGUUUGUAGCUCCUGACAAUUGUGCUGUCUUGUUUAUAUAUUGGAAUUGAUCAUCAAGCUUUGCCGCUGCUUGUAUUACCAGAGUCUGGUUACAACCGUUAUUUCUGUUCAUUUGUUCAUCUUAUAUUAAAGUGAGUUUGGAGUUCUCCAA
Messenger RNA from Sapajus apella (tufted capuchin), 4939 nucleotides. RefSeq names its product nucleolus and neural progenitor protein (gene RMP64). The record is from RefSeq and is a predicted model, not a curated record. Gene Ontology annotation, biological process: positive regulation of Notch signaling pathway. Gene Ontology annotation, cellular component: nucleus. The coding region runs from base 2954 to 4342 and encodes 462 amino acids. NCBI's taxonomy places the organism in Eukaryota, Metazoa, Chordata, Mammalia, Primates, Cebidae. The transcript has 8 exons.